Molecule: messenger RNA, 1064 nt
Organism: Orycteropus afer afer
Lineage: Eukaryota; Metazoa; Chordata; Mammalia; Tubulidentata; Orycteropodidae
Gene: RPSA
Product: ribosomal protein SA
Biological process (GO): cytoplasmic translation; ribosomal small subunit assembly
Cellular component (GO): 90S preribosome; ribosome; cytosolic small ribosomal subunit
Molecular function (GO): structural constituent of ribosome; laminin receptor activity
Source: RefSeq, a predicted model, not a curated record
GUAUAUAAAAACGUCAUUUCCGCCCUUCUGUCCUUUCCGCGCUACCCAGAGUAGGGUCCAUACGGCGUUGUCCUGGGUUCCCAUCGUAACUUAAAGGGGAAACUUUCACAAUGUCCGGAGCCCUUGAUGUCCUGCAGAUGAAGGAGGAGGAUGUCCUCAAAUUUCUUGCAGCAGGAACCCACUUAGGUGGCACCAACCUUGACUUCCAAAUGGAACAGUACAUCUAUAAAAGGAAAAGUGAUGGUAUCUACAUCAUCAACCUGAAGAGGACCUGGGAGAAACUUCUGUUGGCAGCUCGGGCCAUCGUUGCCAUUGAAAACCCGGCUGAUGUCAGUGUCAUAUCCUCCAGGAAUACUGGCCAGCGGGCUGUGCUGAAGUUCGCUGCUGCCACUGGAGCUACUCCUAUUGCUGGGCGCUUCACUCCUGGAACCUUCACUAACCAGAUCCAGGCAGCUUUCCGGGAGCCACGUCUUCUGGUCGUUACUGAUCCCAGGGCUGACCACCAGCCUCUCACAGAGGCAUCUUAUGUUAACUUGCCCACCAUUGCUCUGUGUAACACAGAUUCUCCUCUGCGCUAUGUGGACAUUGCCAUCCCAUGCAACAACAAGGGCGCUCACUCGGUGGGUUUGAUGUGGUGGAUGCUGGCCCGGGAAGUCCUGCGCAUGCGUGGUACCAUCUCCCGGGAGCACCCAUGGGAGGUCAUGCCUGACCUCUAUUUCUACAGAGAUCCAGAAGAGAUUGAAAAGGAAGAGCAGGCUGCUGCUGAAAAGGCUGUGACCAAGGAAGAAUUUCAGGGGGAAUGGACCGCUCCUGCUCCUGAAUUUACUGCCGCUCAGCCUGAGGUUGCCGACUGGUCUGAGGGCGUGCAGGUGCCCUCUGUGCCCAUUCAGCAGUUCCCUACUGAAGACUGGAGUGCUCAACCUGCAACUGAAGACUGGUCUGCAGCCCCCACUGCUCAGGCCACUGAGUGGGUAGGAACAACCACUGAGUGGUCUUAAACUGUCUUCCACAAUGUCUUAGAAAACGGAAAUAAGGUUGACGGGAAAUAAACAUCAGUUUCUAAA